Molecule: messenger RNA, 2085 nt
Organism: Acaulospora morrowiae
Lineage: Eukaryota; Fungi; Glomeromycota; Glomeromycetes; Diversisporales; Acaulosporaceae
Source: the annotation of a GenBank genome assembly
AUGAUAUUCAAAAGAUCUUCAUCUACACCUGUUAGGCCUGUUGUCCUUGAUAUUAAGGAACCCGUUUCCCGAUAUCAACAGCCUUUGCCGCUCUCCUCACCUUCGAUCUUGCCUUUUGACAUUGGGACAACAAUUUACAACCCUAAAGAUGGUUCCGCUUUCCAGCUGAUCCAACCACUUGGAAAUGGUUCUUACGCGGUUGUAUAUAUGGUGCGCGAAAGAUCUACUAAUAUGUAUUACGCGCUUAAGUGUCUAUCAAAGGCCAACCUCACCGAUUAUCAAUUGGACGUUCAACGUAAUGAGGUGCUCAUUCAUGAACGGUUGAUGCAUCCCAAUAUAGUAAAGCUCGAACGUUACUUUGAAACACCUGAUUGGCUCUUCUUGGUGCUUGAAUAUUGCGAAGGUCAGGAUCUGUAUUACUGGCUGACACAAAGUAAUGAUAGUAGGGACCCGAAGACGGGGAAAUUAUUAACUGAGGAGGAAAGGAUGGUGAUCAUCAAACAGGUUUUCCUACAGAUACUAGAGGCGGUGGGCUAUUGUCACAGUCGCGGUGUUGCUCACAGAGAUCUCAAACCAGAAAACUUUAUUAUUAUGAUUACUGACCGUGGUAUUCAAGUAAAAUUGACCGAUUUUGGGCUAGCCACCGAUGAAAAUGAAUCCGCUGACUUUGAUUGCGGAUCGAAACCAUAUAUGAGUUACGAAUGUCGUAAUCCCACUCACGAUACUUAUGACCCUCGCCUUGCUGACAUAUGGUCACUUGGUGUCAUUUUCCUCAACUUGAUCUACCAUCGUUCACCAUGGUCUGACCCCAAUCCUGAACAAUGUAAAUCCUUCGCUACGUUCAAUCUUGAUAAAUCCGAUUUUCUGAUCCACCGUUUCAUGGGUAUGCCGGAAAAGGUUGCUCACUUUUUAGCAAAACGUGUUUUCUGUAAUGCAGAAGAAGGUCGCGUUAGCAUCAAAGAAUGGAUUUAUUGGUGUCGUAACAUGGUUGAAAAGAUGUUCCAGGUGGAAGAUGAUGAUGCUAUUGUUCCACAACCCUUGCCCAUUACAUCUUCAUCAGUUCCUAACAAAAGUUCUCAUGAUCAAAACGACUAUGACCGCAAUGAUUCCUGGUCAGAGGUUUUCAGCGAAUUCGAUAACGAAAUGGAUUUCACUGCACCUGUACUGUUCACUGAUAAACAUCUCAACAAUGUUUCCAUGGAUAAAUCAAUUGCUGCUGCUUCCACUACCGUUGCUUCGGAAUCAGUUAAAGCCGAAUCAAAUAGUGAUGACGUUGGACCGCAAGAAGAGAGUAAAGGAGACGAUGAAUACACUGCCGACGUGAUCGCCAACAAUAGUGAUGCCGACUCUGGAUUUGGUACUGAUGAAGAGAUCAGUGCUAAUAUUAUGACUGGUCCAUGCGAUAGUAAUUCUUCCAAGACACCCUUAUCUGUGUCUCCGCCCAAGGUUAUAUAUUGCAAGCCCAAGCCAUGGGGUGAACAGAAAACUCGAGGUCACCAGCGAAAGUCAUCUCUGGAAAAUGGUUCUAAUUUUACCCCCAAUAAUAGCCAUUGGACUUCUUACAAUCAACGCAGGGAACGUCUGGAACAGCGACGAAAGGAAUUGCAGCAGCCCUCAUCGGGAGCUAACCGACGUCGCGGUUCAUAUUCAGUUGAAGAGGAAGCCUCCACUUCCCGUUAUAAUAUGGAUUACGCGCAGACUCGCCGACAAAGACCACUUCACCCUUCGCACUUGAACCAUGACAAGAACCUUGAUAACAAUACCAUGCAACCGGCUUAUAAAAAAGAAUUAUCACCUCAAAAGUCACAAUCCCCCACGCAAAAAUUGAUCUAUGUUCCUCCGAUGGUUAAUUUAUCCUCGCAACAAAAACCGCCCUAUAACUCAACGUCACAAGCUACUUCAAUGAAAUCUUCCGCUGGAGAAAAUGCCGCGACCCCCUACAGACGUGUUUCCUCGAAGUCUACUGAGAAAACUCCUAAGAAAGUCGCGAGAUCUACCAAGAAUCACUUGAGCAAGAUGUUGGCAGGGGUAGUGAUGUUCAAUCGUGGUAUUAAAGUUGGUGGACAAGACUUCGGUAGUGUUUGA